CUUCGGCGGUUGGGAAUCUUUCUCGUUGAGCUUUCUGCCCCGUUCCUUCAAUUGUAGCAAGCUAUCAUCCUCUCAAUUUAUUUCAUGACUACAAUUCGCGCUUCUUGUUUGUCCAGCACGUCUUCAGAAAAGUCAAUUGGCGUUCAAGCUCGCCCAGCAUGGCAGCAAGUGACGCCUCGUCCGACUACUCACACCGGGAGUCACAUCUACCUCACCCAGAAAAGCAGAUCCCAGCCGUAGCUCCCCUCUCCCCCGAAGGCGACCCUCUCGAGCACGCAGCUACCUCCGUCAGCCACCAUGACAUGCCCGCCGCUACCUACGUCGUCACGGGAGACAGCGAUAUAAUCUACAACAAAUUCUCCCCGGCUCGCAAAACAACUAUUGUCCUUGCCAUGUCAUUUUGCGCAUUUCUGGCGCCGAUAUCGUCUACGACGGUGCUAUCUGCAGUACCCGAAGUUGCAGCAACGUACAAUUGUGACGGAGCAAUCAUCAAUUUGAGCAAUGCGAUUUACGUGUUAUUUAUGGGAUUGAGUCCAAUGUUCUGGGGACCUGUUUGCACAGUAUAUGGGAGGAGAUAUCCCUCCCUCAUUAGUGGCGGCCUCUUCUUUGCCUUCUCCGUUGGAACAGCUCUAGCGCCGAAUCUGGCAUCUUUCUUUAUAUUCCGGCUCCUGACGGGGUUUCAGGGGACGUCUUACCUGAUUAUUGGCACGAGUGCUAUUGGGGAUAUUUAUAAGCCCACCGAGCGAGGAACGGCCAUAGGGUGGUUCCUCACUGGUACUCUAGUCGGUCCAGCGAUUGGCCCUGUUCUAGGAGGCAUUAUCGUCACUUACCGCAGCUGGCGCGUGAUAUUCUGGCUGCAGACCGCCCUGGCUGGAGUUGGUUUCUGCCUCAUACUCAUCUUCUACCCUGAAACAAUCCACUACAAGCGCUCUGUCGAACUACAGGGACUCAGCAAAGGCCAGAAGGCGCAUAAAAUGUGGCAGUGGCUGAAUCCAUUCAGAAUCAUCCAGUUGUUUUGGUAUCCAAAUUUGCUUGGAACGGCCCUCGCCUCCUCCUCCCUAACCUGGAAUAUGUACUCCCUCCUCACCCCGAUCCGCUACGUGAUAAACCCCCGCUUCGCUCUUACUUCCCCUAUCACCUCCGGCCUCUUCUACCUCGCACCCGGCGGUGGGUACCUCCUCGGCACCUUCGUUGGCGGACGCUGGGCCGACCACAUCACGAAGAAAUGGGUCCGCGUCCGCGGCCGCCGCGUCCCCGAAGACCGACUUCGGUCCUGCAUUGUCUUCCUCGGAGGCGUCAUCCCUGCCUGCAUGCUGAUCUAUGGCUGGAGUCUCGAGAAGCGCGCCGGCGGGAUCCCCCUGCCCGUUAUCAUGAUGUUCGUGCAAGGGGUAGCGCAGCUUUUCUGCUUCCCAAGCCUGAAUACGUAUUGCUUAGAUGUUAUGCCGGGCAGGAGCGCCGAGGUGGUGGCGGGUAAUUAUAUGAUAAGGUAUUUGUUUGCGGCGCUCGGGACGGCGUUGUGCUUGCCGGCAAUUCGGGGCAUUGGGAUUGGCUGGAAUUGUACGAUUGCGGCACUGUUUUUGAUAGCAGCGGCGGCAGUGGUGGCGGCGAUUACGAAGUAUGGCAGUGGAUGGAGGGAGAGAAUAGAUCAGAGGAAGGUCGACAGGCAGGAGGCUGAUAAAGAGGCGCAGGUUGGCAGGGGAGGGGUGAUGGAGGAGGAGGAGGAAGAGCAUGAGAAGCCGGUUGAGGAGGUAGAGAAGGAGAGAGAAGGCGGUGAGGGAAAGGGUAAAGAGGUGGCAGUUGGUGGGGCGGAGAAGGGGACGUAGAGCUGAUUUGGGCCAGGUGGGUGCUAUAAAGCCAGUGAAUCACUGGUUUCUGGUGGUUCGAGAUGGAAAGACCAAAGGCGAAUGGCGUUUUCCGAGCAUGGUAUGAGGGGUUUGACGGCCAAGGAACUCUAGAACUCAGAAACGAAUAGUCUACGACCUCAUGAUUACGAUUCCCAAUGCAUACUCAAUUAUACUCAAACUUUCCAAUUUUCACAUUUCAAGGCGUC
This is a messenger RNA of Mytilinidion resinicola, 2050 nucleotides long. Its product is annotated as MFS general substrate transporter. The transcript has 5 exons. The record is from RefSeq and is a predicted model, not a curated record. Bases 159 to 1823 code for a protein of 554 amino acids. Gene Ontology annotation, biological process: transmembrane transport. Gene Ontology annotation, molecular function: transmembrane transporter activity. Lineage: Eukaryota; Fungi; Ascomycota; Dothideomycetes; Mytilinidiales; Mytilinidiaceae.